Molecule: messenger RNA, 2310 nt
Organism: Carya illinoinensis
Lineage: Eukaryota; Viridiplantae; Streptophyta; Magnoliopsida; Fagales; Juglandaceae
Exons: 6
Coding region: 1-2310 (769 amino acids)
Molecular function (GO): RNA-DNA hybrid ribonuclease activity; nucleic acid binding
Source: RefSeq, a predicted model, not a curated record
AUGUUCUCCAUUCCUGUUGAUAGUAGCUCGGGCCCAAAUGGAUUUGGGUUUGGAUUCUAUAAAUCGUGCUGGGAUAUUGUUGAAACUGAUGUGGUGGCAGCGGUUCGGGAGUUUUUCCUUGAAAUCCCUAUGCCUAGAUUUUAUUCAGCUUCUUUCAUUGUUCUCAUUCCAAAAAUGCAGAAGCCUAACGGUUUUGAUAAAUUUCGCCCUAUAAGCCCUUGCUCAGUUGUGUACAAGGUCUUCUCUAAAAUUUUGGUUCGACGUUUGGCUCCCAUAUUAAACAGAAUUAUCUCUCCAGAACAAGGUGCCUUUCUUCCUGGGAGAAGUAUCUUUGAAAAUAUUUCUUUGGCUCAAGAAAUGAUACAUUUGAUUAAUAAGAAGGUUAGGGGGGGUAACGUCGUCGUUAAAAUUGACAUGGCCAAGGCUUAUAAUAGCAUAGACUGGGAUUUCUUAAUUCAUGUUAUGGCUACCUUUGGGUUCUCUUUGCGUUUCUGUAAUUUGAUCAGGAACUAUAUUUCGACUCCUUGGUUCUUAGUGGUUAUGAAUGGUACUGCAAAAGGUUUUUUCUUUAGUGGUCGUGGCUUGCGUCAGGGUGAUCCUCUUUUACCUUAUCUAUUUAUUCUCGUUGAAGAGGUGCUCUCAAGAUUGUUAAAGCAUAAUUUUGCUCUUGGCACCAUUGCUCCUUUCUCACAUCCCCGAGGUACCCCUCUUGUUUCUCAUUUAUUAUAUGCUGGUAAUAUUCUACUCUUUGCAAAUGAAAGAAGAUCUUCUCUCCAAACUAUCAAAGAUACUUUCGCUUUAUAUGAAGAUUGGUUUGGGCAGGUGGUUAGUAAAGAAAAAUCAUCUAUUUUCUUUUCUAAACAUGCCACUGCUACUCGGAAGAGGAGCUCUUUGAUGUUGACAUCUUUUUCUGAGGGUUUCUUUCCGGUUAAAUAUUUGGGUGUGCCUCUUUUGGUAGGUAGGCUCAAAGUGUCCCAUUUUGAUGAUUUAUUGAAUUGCAUUCGUCGGAAGUUGGAAGGUUGGCAGAACCGGUUUCUAUCUUCUGGUGCUCAAUUGCUUUUAUUGAGGCAUGUUGUUGCUAGUAUUCCUAUUCAUUUACUCUCUGGUUUGCAUGCUCCCAAGGCUGUUAUGGUGGUUGUAAACCGGAUCAUGAGUAAUUUUUUUUUUGUGGUUUCUCUAACGGAAAACAAAAGCAUUGCUUGGAAUCUACUGACUGGAGAUUCUUUAUGGGCUAAUUUCUUCAAGACUAAGUACCUGAAAGAUAAACAUGUGACUUUGGUGGAUCAUCAGAAAGGCACUUUAUUUUGGAAACAUGUUGUGGGUAUGGUUCUGAAGAUUUUAGCCCACUCAUGGUGGCGGGGCUUGGUGGGGGAAUCCAAAAUGGAAGAAGUUCUAAAUUGUCUAGGGGAACAAAAAUAUGGAAACGACCUGUUGAUUUGGAAGCCAAAUCUGAAUGGGGAAUUUUCUUCGAAGUCGACUUGGGAUUGUGUCAAUGUUCGGGCUCCCAAAUCUGAGUGGGCUUCUUGGAUUUGGCAUUCUACGCUUCCUAAGAAGUAUUCGGCGUGUGCGGAAGACCACGAUCAUGUCCUUGCAAACGGGUUGGUAGCAGUAGAUAUCUGGAGAUGUGUAUCUCUACAGCUGGGGAUGCCCUAUGACCCCAGUAGAUCAUGGAAAGCAACUAUGGAAUUAUGGUUCCGGCGAAUUGCUCAUUCGACUCAAAAACGUACUUUACUUGCUCUUGUUCCUAUUAUUGUGACUUGGUCUCUUUGGGUUUGGAGAUGUAAAGCACGUUGGAAGGCUACCAUUACCUGGGUGGGUCUCCGAUUGCGUGCUACAAAAAAGAUGAAGGAUGGAGAUGAAAAAGUUCUAAAGUUUUUCUCUAUUCCGUUUAAACCUGUUAAGAGGCAAAGACCUUGUAUUGUGAAAUGGAUGAAACCCUUCCCAAGCUGGUUUAAAUUAAAUGUAGAUGGGAGUUCUUUGGAAAAUCCGGGUCAUAUAGGUGCAAGUGGUUUAAUUAGAAAUGGUGAGGGAAGUCUUAUUUGGGCCUUUGCUAAAGAACUGGGGAAUGAGUCCAAUAAUGAAGCUGAGCUCACUGCACUUUUUUAUGGUCUUCAAUAUUGUAAAGACUUGGCAAUUCAAAGAGUGGAGAUUGAACUAGACUCUUUGGAAGGCAAUGCAGGAGCAGAUUUCUUGGCACGCUGGGCCUCAAGUCAGAAUAAUGGUACGUGGAACACUUACAAUGAAGUGUCGCUUUUGCUCAAAGGGAUUCUAAAAGUUGAUAAAAUUGGUCUUCUGGCUAUUCGUCUAUAA